Diorhabda carinulata is the source of this 2048-nucleotide messenger RNA. RefSeq names its product putative glucosylceramidase 3. Gene Ontology annotation, molecular function: glucosylceramidase activity. The record is from RefSeq and is a predicted model, not a curated record. The coding region runs from base 78 to 1736 and encodes 552 amino acids. Gene Ontology annotation, biological process: glucosylceramide catabolic process. The transcript is spliced from 10 exons. NCBI's taxonomy places the organism in Eukaryota, Metazoa, Arthropoda, Insecta, Coleoptera, Chrysomelidae.
AUAAUAUUCAGACAAUUAUAAUAAUAGGAAGUGUUCGAUAUAAAUUUAUUCAGUAUAUGUACUGAUAAACGAAAAAAAUGAAGUUGGUGCUAAUCUUAAUUCUUUUAAUCGCAUGUUCCGGUUGCAAAGCGGACGGGUGUUUAGAAAGGGAUUACGGAGAAGGAAAUACAGUUUGCGUGUGUAACAAUCAACACUGCGACACAAUGCCACGUAUAAACAAAGUUUCUUUUCCUUAUAUUCUAAUCUACACCUCCAAUAAAAGUGGAAAACGAUUCAAGAAAAACUACAAAACUUUUACAACUCGAGGUGGUAUAAAAAACAGUGUUUCAGGGAAAUUUUAUGAAGACAAAACUACAAACGAAAGAAAUGUUUCUAUAAAAAUAUCCAAAUUCACCAAAAAAAAACGAAGUUGUCUGAACGGAACGAAUGACGUUAAUAAUAAUAUACCAAAAACGAUCGUUAUUAACUCGAAAAUAACAUAUCAGAAAAUCAUUGGUUGGGGAGGAGCUUUCACUGAUUCUACUGGAAUCAAUAUAAAGAGCUUGAAAAAAAAUUUGCAAGGAAAAUUAAUGAGAUCGUAUUUCUCAACUGAAGGUCUGGAAUAUAAUUUAUGUAGAGUACCAAUCGGAUGUACUGACUUCUCUACCCAUGGGUAUACCUAUGUUGAUGACAUUGAUGAUGGUGAUUACCGCGAAGAUCCCUUACUGACAAAGUUUAAACUAGCUCGAGAAGAUCAUCUAUAUAAAAUUCCUUUGAUAAAACAAGCGAAAAAACUGCAGAAGAAUCUCCUGCUUUUCGCUUCUGCUUGGACUUCUCCCAAAUGGAUGAAAGAGAGUGGAAGCUACCCUGGUAGUAUGGGGUAUUUGAAGAAAAAGAUGUACAAGCCAUGGGCUAAUUAUUUCAUCAAGUUCUUAGAUAAUUAUUUUUCGAAUAAUAUCACUUUCUGGGGUAUCACCACUGGGAACGAAAUAUUUUAUAGCAUGGCUCAUCUAAAAAUUCCAGGUAUUGUUUGGACCCCAGAGGAAAUGGGUCAUUGGAUCAGUAAAUAUUUUGGACCAAAAUUACGAAAGUCUCAACAUCAUCAAAUAAAAAUGUUGACUAUUGAUGAUAACAGACCAACGUUGACUCAUUCUUUAGAUACGAUAUUCUCAAAUACGCAGAACGAAGGGUUUAUAGAUGGCGUUGCUAUACAUUGGUAUUUCGACAAUGAAAAUAAUUCUUAUAUUUUGGACGAUAUUCAUCAUAAAUAUCCGAAUAAGUUCUUAUUAUAUACAGAAGCUUGUAAUGGAGCCGACAAUAAUCUAGUUAAGCUUGGUUCGUGGAAGAAUGCUGAAGCUUAUGCUAAAAAUAUUAUACAGGUACUCAACCGAUGGGUGACGGGAUGGGUGGAUUGGAAUAUGGUUUUAGACACAAAAGGGGGACCUAGUUACAUAAGAAAUUUCGUCGAUUCGCCGAUUAUUGUGAAUUGUACGGCACAAGAAUUUUAUAAACAACCGAUGUAUUACAUUCUCGGACAUUUUUCGAAAUUCAUUCCAAGAGAUUCUAUACGGAUUAGUUCCAGUCAAAAUGAUCUUCUAAUACAUGUAGCGGCUUUUAAAAGACCCGAUAAUGGAGUUGCCGUAGUCAUUUUGAACCCAUCCGAUGUUAGUCAAAGAAGAACUUUAAGAGACGAGUCGAAAGGGGAAAUUCAACUGGAACUAACUCCUCGUUCAAUAACGACCUUAUUAUAUUGGUGAAACUAAUUAUUUACUCGUAGUUUAUUUUCAGAUACUUUUCUUUAAUUAUAGAACAUCAUUAAAACGCUCCCAACAAUAUAUUUCGCUUGGGGAAUAUCUUGAAAGGUUAGUGGAACAUGGAAGGAAAGUGAGAGAGACAUUUUCUUUGAAAUUGAUUCGUUAAUGCUAAAUUAUGUAUAAGAAAACACCUUUUAUCAAUAAAUCUACUAUUAUAUAAGACGUAGAAUUUAUUGAUGACAGUUUUGACAUGUUGGUAAUGAUAAAAAAAGUGAUGAAUAAUUAUUGAGUUAUAAUUAAAAAAUUUAACUACCA